UUUUUUCUUUAUUUCAGGAGCUUGAAACAAUGAGCAGAUACACCAGUCCGGUGAAUCCGGCUGUGUUUCCACAUCUCACUGUGGUGCUCCUGGCCAUUGGCAUGUUCUUCACAGCUUGGUUCUUUGUUUAUGAAGUGACAUCCACCAAGUAUACCCGGGACAUUUACAAAGAACUACUCAUCUCUCUAGUAGCAUCACUCUUCAUGGGCUUUGGAGUUCUCUUCUUAUUGCUGUGGGUUGGAAUCUAUGUGUGACCAUAGUUUGGAGCUAUUUCAGGUUCCAGAAGCCUUUCUGCACCUCCUUUUUACUUUUUUAUUGAACAGUGUGGCUUAUCACAGUUCUGGACUAUAAUUCUAACAUGUGAGAAUUCUAACAUCAGAUCAAUAAAGCUGAAUCUGUGAUAAGCUGAAUGUUGUGCUAUACUCUGAGGUAUUGGGGGUUUGGUUUUUUUUGGCUAUCACUUUAGAUCCAUUUAUUUGUCACUGGCUGGUCAAUCACACUUAGCCUUGGGUUUGUAUAUAUUCUCAGUAGGAGAAAUAGAUAUCUCUCCCUAGGUGUGCAUAGUAGUUAAGUGGCAUGCUGUUGAAAUCUGACCUCAAGGCAAAAUGCCAAGAAUGAGAAACUGAGAUGACCAUUUCACAGUUUAUUGAUGCAUCCUAUUCACUAUAUGUUUUUUAGAUAUAUGGACUAAAUGUGUAACAUUUAGAGUGAUGCUUAUGUGCAUUCCGUUUUAGGGAGAUAGAUAUUAACAAUAAGCUUGAAAACAUUUAGGAGUACAAAUAUAGUGUAUAUCUUCAGCUCUUUUGAAAUAUUUGGAUCUUUCUUAUACAUGAUCUCAGGAAAAGCUGCUGCUGCUUUAACCAAUUACUUAUGUACUUGCAUGGACCUACAUAUUCCAGAGUGCUCCGCUGCUCUGAUGGUGGGCCUAUACCUGAUUAAAUGGAUAAUUUUGGCAAAUGUAUUUGGCCUUAAUGUGCUGCCAAAUUUAUUUUUGCUACAAUAAACAAUACCACUUGCA
This is a messenger RNA of Thamnophis sirtalis, 1018 nucleotides long. The record is from RefSeq and is a predicted model, not a curated record. Lineage: Eukaryota; Metazoa; Chordata; Lepidosauria; Squamata; Natricidae.